Molecule: messenger RNA, 5259 nt
Organism: Aplysia californica (California sea hare)
Lineage: Eukaryota; Metazoa; Mollusca; Gastropoda; Aplysiida; Aplysiidae
Product: ankyrin repeat and IBR domain-containing protein 1
Exons: 23
Coding region: 169-4971 (1600 amino acids)
Biological process (GO): ubiquitin-dependent protein catabolic process; protein polyubiquitination; positive regulation of proteasomal ubiquitin-dependent protein catabolic process
Cellular component (GO): ubiquitin ligase complex; cytoplasm
Molecular function (GO): ubiquitin protein ligase activity; zinc ion binding; ubiquitin conjugating enzyme binding
Source: RefSeq, a predicted model, not a curated record
CGCUGAUUUCCGGGAACGCACGACUGGAGAAAAUAUUGUGGAAGUUGCCUUGCUUGAUAGCGGAGGCCGAAAUGGCAUAAAUUUCUCUUUGUCUUCCCCUAGACAAAAAUAUGACCAUGUGUGGUAUUUAGGAGGAUGCCUUGGUAAACCAUUUUGAAGUGUCCCGGCAUGGGAAGUGCAUCGUCCAAGUUUCGCAAACACCUCCAGUCUGGGGAUGAAGUUCAAGCCCUACAGCUGUACAGGAACAAUGGGGAGCUGAGAAAAGCUCUGGACCCCAACUGCUCCUAUGGGGAUUCGCAUCAGCACGAGACUCCCCUCCAUCUAGCGUCAAAGCAUGGGAUGCCCACCUUGUUAAAGACCUUCCUGUUCUCCAAGGGUGGAAACCCAAAUAAGACAAAUGCAAAGAAGGAAACCUGUGUGCACUGUGUGUGCAUGGAAAGUAAUUGGCAGUCAGUCCAUGUGUGUAACAGACGCAUGGAGUGCCUAAAUAGUUUGCUGAAGUGGAGGGGAGCCACACUGUCAGAGGGGCAAGUGGAGAAGAUCGAUUUGGGAGCACAAGAUGAGAAAUUGAACACAGCUUUGCAUUAUGCAGCAGCUUCGGGAUUGGCUCAGUGUGUGGAGACCCUUGUACAGUAUGGGGCUCCACUGUUUACGGAGAAUGAAGACAGCCUUACGCCUUGUGACACUGCUGAGAGAAAUGGACAUGCCCGGAUUGCUCUAUACCUUGAGUCGAAAAUGGUGUUUUCAAAUGAGGAAGAGUCUCUCAAUGAAGAAGACAACGUUUCUAUGCCUCCUAUGGAGGAAUAUUCUGGACUCCGGCCUCAAGACUUGCAAGAAGCAAAGGACCAGUUAUUGGUGGAGACUGCGGACAUGCUCAGUGUGCCUCUUUUCACUGCAGAGGCCUUAUUGCGAAAUCAUGAAUGGUCAAGGGAAACCUUGCUGGAAGCUUGGAUGAUAGACCCCGAGGCAUGCUGUGAGAAAUGUGGCGUGACCCCACCGUCCAGUCUCUUUAGUGACAAGCCACAGGUCCAAGAAAACUUGGCCAGCCCCCUCCCCUCCCCUCUCCAUUCUGCCCCAACCCCCUUGGAUGCUGAGUGCAAUAUCUGUGCAAAUACAUUCCUAAUUGCUGAAGAACCUGUCCAUAUGACUUGCUCACAUCGCUUUUGCAUGGAAUGUUGGGAAAGGUACCUAAAUGUGAAAAUCCAAGAAGGCGAUGCCCACCACAUCACCUGUCCGGCGUACGACUGUUGCAUGCUGGUCCCUGUGGACAUUAUAGAAGGCAUCGUGUCUCGUGACAUGGCUCUACGUUAUCUUCAGUUUGACAUCAAGGCAUUUGUGGACAGUAACCCGGAUAUGAAGUGGUGUCCGUACCCGGGGUGUGGCCGAGCGGUCAAGCUGCCGGAUCUCGACACUGGAGCUGGACACGGCAAGAGAAACAAGAUCCCUUCGGAUACGUCUCGUGGAGUGGACUGUGGUAUCGGCCACUAUUUCUGCUGGGAAUGUCUGGAGGAGUCCCAUGAGCCUUGCAGCUGUGAUAACUGGAUUAAGUGGUCUCAGAAAAUCAUGGAGAUCAAGCCAGAAACAUUGGAUGGCACAGAGCAGGAUACAGAACUGGCAGCAAACUGUUUGUGGUUGGUGACAAACUCUAAGCCAUGUCCUAGCUGCAAGUCGCCCAUUCAGAAAAACGAAGGUUGCAAUCACAUGAAGUGUAGCAAGUGUAAAUAUGACUUCUGCUGGGUGUGCCUGGAGCAAUGGAAGCGCCACAACAGCUCAACGGGCGGCUACUUUAAGUGCAACCGCUACGAGGUGGUCAAAAAGGUGGAGGAGGAGAGCGCUACUCUUGUCUCUGAGGCGGAGAACAAGAACAAGAGAAUGCAGGAGCUGAACAGAUUUGUUCACUACUACACCCGUUUCAAGAAUCACGAGAACAGUUAUAAGUUGGAGGAGCCCCUACUAAAGACGGCCAAAGACAAGAUGAUGAAACUGGCUGAGGCUGUGACAGAGAUAGAAGCAACGGCUCAGGCGGAGACCAAAUUUGUGGAGGAGGCGGUGCAGCAGCUGUUGAAGGCGCGCAGGGUGCUGAAGUGUUCCUACGUCUACGGCUACUACCUCGACGGGCUGGGGGUCAAGAAGAGCGUCUUUGAGACUAUGCAGACGGAGCUGGAGGAGUGCACAGAGAUCCUGUCCCAGAUGGUGAACCGGCUGUACCUCCGCACGCCGCGCAGGAAGAUCAUGGAGCAGGCCAACGUGGUGCAGCGCAAGAGACUCGAGUUCAUCAUGGCCAUUGCGAAGGGCCUGGUGCCCCCAGAGACCCCGCCAGCUGCCCGCAAGGCGAAGAAAAGGAGGAAGCUGAGCGGAGAGGCAGAAGACGAGGAUUUGCAUCGUGCAAUUGUUGCUUCCAUCCAAGAGGUGGACCCUUCCAAUCCGUGGAUCAAAGAUGCUUCGGGUCGACAUACCAAUGUGGCAGCAUUACUGGAGUGGCCGUCGGAUGAGAGCGAAGAGAGUGAGGCCGAGGGUUCUGUCACUAGAGAACUUGGCAAGUGUCACCGGGCCGGUUGCAAUCGUGUGCGUGCCAGGAACCCGAGGACGAAGGAACUUCACAAUCACUGCAGCCGCUGGUGCAUGCUGGUAGAUAAAGACGAGGUGCAGAGGAGAGAAGCCGAAGGCCUCUCGGAGAUUGUCCUAGAUGAGCACAUGGAGCUGCUGAGGGCCUUGGAGAUGUCGCGUCUGCAGUUCCUGAGGGACAGCGGUCUGCUCUGUACUACAGACGACCAAACGGAGCAGCAGGCCAACAAGAGCACCCAAACCUGGGCUUCCCGCCACCGGCAGCGUCCCCGCUCCAACAGUGCAGGCCAGGAGGAGUGGAGCAAGAGGAACAAGACGGGGCUCAGCUCCAUGGAGGAGCUAGGCAUCGAGUUACAGCGCUUCCAGGAGCUCUCCUCGCCCACCGUGCCCAGAGGUGAGAGGGAAGAGCCAGCACGCCGUGGCUCUGCCGGGAAGAGCAGCCGACGUCAUCACCGCAAACUGAGCCAGUCAAGUCGGUUUGACGAGUCCAAGUCCACUGUGGUGUCCCGUGUGCCCAACAAGAGCGUGGAGGACUUGUACUGCAUGGAGCAGACCCUCAAGGCCACCGGACCCGCUGCUCAAGGUCAAGGGAGAAAGUCUCAGUCUCUUACCAUGGCAGAGAGCACCCAGAGUUUCCCCGACUUUAGCGGCGUGUUCAAUUCGCUCUCUGAGAUGUCCUGCGCUUCACCGGCUGUAGCUACCUGUGGCGGGGUGGGUGUGGGUGUGGGUGUCUGUGGUGAGGAGAAGGAAAGAACGUCCGAGUCCAACUGUGCCAGCAAGACUCUAGGCCUCUUUGGCACCAUGUUUGGUGCCAUCAAAGACCUCUCCGUCUCCAACAUCCACGCGAGCGAAGAUGACAAAACGAAAGACUUUCUCAGCAAGGAUUUGGCUUCCAUCUUUGCCGGAUGGGACUUGGAUGAUAUUAGCUCUCCCUCGUGUGAGGUUCACAAUUCUUUGAGCGAGGCAAAACGGCAGAACACCGAGCAGAGCUCAUCGGAGGCCGCGCUCCGACAGGACGUGUCCGGCAAAAGUAACAUCGGGAAAGUUGCCAGCAAAAGUAAUAAGUCGAAGAAAAAAGCUGUGGCAGAAUGUGUCAGAGGGGACAGAGGAGUUUUUCAGGCAGCGGGGUCUUCUAGUUCUGGUGUGCAUACUGCUAGAGAUGACUUUGAUGACAGUGGUCGAACAGUCAGACAAGUGGAUCAGUAUUGCCGGAGGAGGGCGGUGGGUGCCUCCGGGGACAAGUCAUCACAGGUUGGCCCUUCGUUAGGGGAAGCGUCCCUGCUUGAAAUGGCGGAAAAUUUACUGCAGAUGACAGCAGAUGUGCGUUCUCGGAUGUCAGAAGUGGACGAAGGGAUUCGUUUUCUGGGCGUUGGCCAGAACAGUGACACUGUUAGUGGUCUGGGCAGAGAAGAGGGAGCAGGAGCAGGUGGGCGGGGUAGCUUUGGGGAAAAGUACCAAAUAGAGCAGUGUAGUGAGGUCAUAAGUGAAGCGGAGGAGAAUGUCGGGCAAGAGGGGGAUGGAGGUACUGGUGUCGGGGGGCGUGUUGGGACGAGUGAUGAAGACGAAAAGACGGCGCCUUUCUCGUCCCAUCAAAAGCUCGCUUUGAAGAUGGACAACCUGGAGGAUAGUACUGUGGUGACAGAAGAUGAGUCCCAUGUGAAUGCGAGUCUAUCGAGUCCCAGUGUCGGUCAUAGACCAGGGGUGUCCUCAUCUCCGUCGAAUGGAAAUUCUUCCUGCUUGAGGUCAAUCAAAAGAGAAACUGCUGAGGUUGAUCUGCCAACCGUGCAGGUGGGCGGAAGUUGUAAAACGCCAUCUGCUGUUGAGUUGUGUGGAGAUACUGCGGACCUCAUCGUUGAUGAGUUGGCUAUAGGCGGCAGACGAAACAUUUCGCUGGAAGACGGGGAAAGUCCCGGUGCUCGUGCUGCUUGUCUUCCCUGCGAGGAUGCGAAAACUGAAGUCAGUGACGCGGGACUUCAUGAUAGUGCAAUUGAGGAGGACAAAAAUGCCUGUGUGCCGUCGGCAGCGGGCGAGUCAGCUGGGGCACUUUGUGCAGACAACACCAUUGAGUAUUCCCUGGUGAGGAAGAUUUCUUUUGGUGAGUUGUUCGCCUCCAGCUGCUCGGAACUAGCUCCUGACUUGGAGCUCCAAAGUUCAGGUGCGGAGAGGGCUGACGAUGGGGGCAGCGAGGACAGGGGGAGAUGGGGUAACGAGUCUUUCAGUCAACCAACCGGUGGCGGUGGUUUUACUUCAAGUGCCUUGCGUGGAGAAGCCUUAGAGGUAAACGUGUUGGAUGACGUUUGGGAAGAUGCCAGCUCUUCUUUGCCGCAAGACGAGGGUGGUUUGCCUGCGUCCGAGGUGGAUGAGAAGGCUGUGGGUGAUUCUGAUGUUGACUCUGUGUAUGUGUGAUGUGAAGAGAACUUGCUAUGUUAUGCACAAACAUGUGAAUUGUCGAAGCUAAAAGUAGGGUUGUUACUUCAGUUAAUGUUGAAAUCCUGUGAGGAUUUCAUUGAACUUCUUUGAAGUUUGUAAUGUCUUACAGGGAUUUCAACAUUAGAAGACAUCUUGGGAUGCAAGCCAUUGCUUCUCCGACAAAGCUGCUUGAUCACUGUGCAAGCGGCUUAACUAAUAACACAAGAUGCGUAUGAAAUUAAAAACUCCGAUUCAGAUUAGAUAUGGAUGAUUAUGAAAAAAAAA